This is a messenger RNA of Urocitellus parryii (Arctic ground squirrel), 1675 nucleotides long. It is a transcript of the gene Cenpn, whose product is annotated as centromere protein N. Gene Ontology annotation, cellular component: nucleoplasm. The record is from RefSeq and is a predicted model, not a curated record. Lineage: Eukaryota; Metazoa; Chordata; Mammalia; Rodentia; Sciuridae. Gene Ontology annotation, biological process: CENP-A containing chromatin assembly; chromosome segregation.
CCUCCGCGGGCACCGCUGCUGAGCGGACUGCUGCAGAUGUGGAUCGCCUCCAUGAGAUGAAAAGAUCUCUGGCAGACACUCCAUGAUGUCCUGUGCUGUCCCAGGUCCAGAGCCACGUGCCAAGCCCAUGGAAUGAAACCUGCCAAAGAGAUGGAUGAGACUGUUGCUGAAUUUAUCAGGAGGACCAUCUUGAAAAUCCCCAUGAAUGAAAUGAUGACAAUCCUAAAAGUCUGGGAUUUUUUAUCUGAAAACCAACUUCAGACCAUAAACUUCCGGCAGAGAAAGGAAUGUCUGGUUCAGGACUUGGUUGGGCUGUGUGAGGAGAAGUGUGCAAGUAUAGACGAUGCAGCCCUUCUAGACAUCAUUUAUACUCAAGUACAUCGGCACCAAAAAGUUUGGGAUGUUUUUCAGAUGAGUAAAGCACCAGAUGAAGAUGUUGACCUUUUUGACAUGGAACAAUUCAAACGUUCUUUUAAGAAAAUUCUUCAGAGAGCAUUAAAAAAUGUGACAAUCAGCUUCAGAGAUGCUGAGGAGAAUGCAAUCUGGAUCCGAGUUGCCUGGGGAACACAGUGUACAAAGCCAAACCAAUACAAACCUACAUAUGUGGUGCAUUACCCCCAGACUCCCUACGCCUUCACCUCCUCCUCCAAGCUGAAGAGCAUUAUGCCCCUUCUGGGUCAGGCACUGACAGUUGCUAGCAAACACCAUCAGAUUGUGAAAAUGGAUCUGAGAAGCCGACAUCUGGACUCUCUCAAGGCUAUUGUUUUUAAACAGUAUGAUCAGACCUUUGAAAAUCACAACUCUACAACACCUCUACAGGAAAGAUGCCUGGGACUAGAUGUAAAUAUGGAUUCAAGGAUCAUUCAUGAAAACAAGGUAGAAAACGAGAGAGUCCAAAGAAUAACUCAAGAAUCUUUUGGAGACUAUCCUCAACCACAACUAGAAUUUGCACAAUAUAAGCUUGAAACGAAGUUCAAAAGUGACUUAAAUGGGGGCAUCUUGGCUGAGAGGAAAGAACCCCUCCGGUGCCUAAUAAAAUUCUCUAGCCCACAUCUUUUGGAAGCAUUGAAAUCCUUAGCACCAGCUGGUAUUGCAGAUGCACCACUUUCUCCACUGCUCACUUGCAUACCAAACAAGGGGAUGAAUUAUUUUAAAAUCAGAGACAAAUAAGCUGUAUAAGGUUUUGUAAACCCAGGGGCUCCUUGGUGAUGCUGUACAAGCAUUCCAGUUAAUGGCUAGAUGGACAGCCUCUGGCAGUAAUCUUUACUUUAGAAAUUAAUCCUUAGUAUUGACAAUGUAGAAGUGUUUCUAUAAUUUUGGGACUGAUUCUUUCCUUCUUGUGCCUCCUCUCCCACUUUUCCUGCUAAAUAUAGCAGUUGUGGGCAUUUGAGAGGUCACAGGAUAUGUAUUGGGCUCUGGAUUGACCUUGAUAGCACAGAAUGCUCUGAAGCCAAGCAUAUGGCACUGUGGUUGAUCCUGUUGGCCUCAUAUAUAGUGCCCUUUUCCCYACUCCUGCCUCUAUUCAAUCCUAGGAAGGACUAGUUCCUAUUGUUCCUUUCUAGGGAUCUUCUGUUAAGCCUUGAUCACUUAAAAGGAACUAUAUCCAACUCGGAACUUCUAGAAGAAUCAUAAAAUUAGUCCAUUCAGAGAAUAGAAUUGGGUCUACUAAUUGUUA